Molecule: messenger RNA, 1536 nt
Organism: Ostreococcus tauri
Lineage: Eukaryota; Viridiplantae; Chlorophyta; Mamiellophyceae; Mamiellales; Bathycoccaceae
Product: DNA primase large subunit, eukaryotic/archaeal
Exons: 1
Coding region: 1-1536 (511 amino acids)
Biological process (GO): DNA replication, synthesis of primer
Cellular component (GO): alpha DNA polymerase:primase complex
Source: RefSeq, a predicted model, not a curated record
AUGCCGAGCGCGUUCGGGGUCCUGAAGAGCGCGAACGCGGUGGCGCAGGAGCGCGCGCGAUCGAAGUACACCGGGAACGCGGCGCGGUUGGACGCGUACGCGACGCCGCCGACGGAGGAACGGUCGAUCGAUUAUUUGGAGCGAUGCGCGAGCGACCGAUACGCGCUGUUGCGCGCGAUCGACGACGCGCGAAGCGGUGGGAAGAAGGAUGAAGAGUUGAAAAAGGUGAUUCGAGAGGAAGAGGAACGACGAGAGAUGCGGCGGACGAACGGGCGAGGGGAGUUUGAUGAAGAGAACGCGUCGAGAGACGCCACCGGACACUUUCUGUUGCGUCUGGCGUCGAGUUUGAAAGAGGAGCACGAGAGGUGGUUCGUAGAGAACGAGUUGGAGCUGUUCAAGUAUCGGUUCGGUGAGCUGAGCGAGUCGGGGAAGGAGAGCUUCAUGAAGACGAAUGGGUUCGACGACUACGGCGCGGCGAGCGAGCGGGACGUUCAAGAGCACAAGAAUGAGUUACGGGACGUCUUGAUGGCGGAUUUCGAGUUUAGAAAGGCGCUCAAGGAUGCGAGCGUGAAUAACUUGAAGCUCGGUGAGUUCGAGCGCAAGUGCGCGGAGGAGGCGCGAAACGCGAAGAAUUGGUUUGUCGUCGGUUUCGAAGAAGUGAGCCCGCUCGUGCGCACGCGACGGGCGUAUCUCAUCGGCGGACGAGCUUGGAUUCGAAAGGAGACGCUCGAUCAACUUGUUUUUGGCAGGUUCCGAACCAGACUGAGCCUGGGUAUGAAGAAGGCGAAGGAAUUGUUCAAGCAGUUUGAGGUGGCGGAGGCAAAUAGGCUCGCGCCGCUCCUGAGAGCGGUGCACAACAAGCGUUCGGGUAGGGCGUACGAGGGACGAAGGGCGUACGAGGGCGAGGGAACGAUGUCCAUCUCGGGCAUCGAGCAAACGCAAGAUUCGUUCCCGCUCUGCAUGCGUCAGCUCCACAAUGCACUCAAGAAGAAGCAUCACCUGACGCACGGCGGUCGUCGUCAGUACCAGUUGUACCUCAAAGGCAUCGGUCUUCCCCUGGACCAGGCACUCGUAUUUUGGAAGACAGAAUUCACGAAGAGCCCAGAUUGUUCGGCCGAAAAGUUCGAGAAGGACUACUCGUACGGCAUCAGGCACGCGUACGGUCGAGAGGGCAAGCGCGUCAACUACACGCCGCACUCGUGCGGCCAGUGCAUUAACGCCACGCCCGGUGAGAAGGACAGCCAUGGAUGCCCAUUCCGGACGAUGACGAGCGGAGGGAACAAGAACGGCGAAGCGCUGCACGAACUUUUGACAAAAUCGAUGAAAAUUCCUGAGGACGCUUCGAUAAAAAUUGUCGAUAAGGCGAAGGGCAUGCACUAUCAAAUCGCGUGCGGGAUGACGUUUGCCGCGCUUCACGACGGCAAAGAGAUCGAAGCUGGCGUCCAUACCCCGCACCAGUACUUCCACGAGAGUAGGAACAUCAUUGCGCCGGCUCCAGGCGAAGCGGCAGUCGCGACUGCGACGACCGCGGCGUGA